Arachis duranensis is the source of this 1848-nucleotide messenger RNA. RefSeq names its product AAA-ATPase At2g46620. Bases 127 to 1557 code for a protein of 476 amino acids. The record is from RefSeq and is a predicted model, not a curated record. Lineage: Eukaryota; Viridiplantae; Streptophyta; Magnoliopsida; Fabales; Fabaceae. Gene Ontology annotation, molecular function: ATP binding; ATP hydrolysis activity. The transcript has a single exon.
CUCCAAGUAGUUGUUUGGUAGCUGAGCAUUGAACACGCAGGGCGUAUCAGCUUCUCUAACAAAACGGCACCCAUCUCUCUCUCAAUUAUCCAAAAUGGUUUCAUUAUUUCUGAAUUGAAUUCCUCCAUGCCUGCAAUGGUCAUACUCUUCGUAGCCCUCGCCGUUCUGUUCCUCUUCUUCUCCUUCUCCAAGAAGCUAUGGAGGGGCGUGGAAGACUGGUUCCACGUGUACCAGUUCUUGAAGGUCCCACAGCACAACCACACAACCUUGCAGGAGAAUCAUCUCUACAGGAAGGUCUCCCUCUACUUGCAUUCUCUCGCUUCCAUCGAAGACUCUGAUUUCACAACACUCCUUACUGGCAAGAAGCAUAAUGACAUCCUUCUCUGCCUCGGCCCCAACCAAACCAUUCAGGACCGUUUUCUCGGAGCCACCGUCUUCUGGCACAACCAAACCGACGCCGACGACGGUGCUGAUCAGAAUCCCCAAUUCAAUCGCGCCAGAGCCUUCGUUCUCAAGAUAAGAAAAGUGGACAAACGCCGAAUCCUCCGCCCCUACCUUCAACACAUUCACGCCGUCGCCGACGAUAUUGAGCAGCAAGGGAACCGCGAUCUGCGGCUAUUCAUGAACACCGCUGCCGCUGCACAGGGAGGAGGAAGGUGGAGAUCAGUUCCCUUUACCCACCCCUGCACCUUUGAAACCCUUGCCAUGGAGUCCGAUCUCAAGAACCGGGUGAAAUCCGACCUCGAAUCGUUCCUCAGGGCGAAGCAGUACUACAACCGGCUUGGCCGAGUGUGGAAACGGAGCUUCCUCUUAUACGGUCCUUCCGGAACCGGAAAAUCGAGCUUCGUCGCUGCCAUGGCCAAUUUCCUUCGCUACGACGUGUAUGACAUCGACCUCUCCAAGGUUCCCAGCGAUUCGGAUCUGAAACUGCUCCUACUACAGACGACGCCGAAAUCAGUGGUGGUGGUGGAGGACCUCGACCGGUUCCUGGCGGAGAAAUCCACGGCGGUGAGCCCUUCAGGGAUGCUGAACUUUAUGGACGGAGUAGUGAGCUCGUGCUGCGGCGAGGAGAAGGUGAUGGUGUUCACGAUGAACAGCAAGGAACACGUGGACCCGAACCUUCUUCGGCCGGGUCGGAUCGACGUUCACAUCCACUUUCCCUUGUGCGAUUUCACGGCGUUCAAGACGAUGGCGAAUAACUACCUUGGAGUGAAGGAGCACAAGCUGUUCCCUCAGGUUCAAGAGAUUUUCCAGAACGGUGCGAGUCUCAGCCCCGCCGAGAUCGGCGAGUUGAUGAUCGCUAACCGAAACUCACCGAGUCGGGCCAUCAAAUCGGUGAUCACCGCCUUACAAACGGACGGCGAUGGGAGAGGGUCCGGGAGUCCGAUCGUACGGCAUACAGGGGAGGAUGACGUGGACGAACCUGACGCUGUUAUGUGUGGUGAGGGUCUCCACACGGUUAAGGAUUUGCGUAAAUUGUACGGCUUUUUCAGGUUGAAGAAUACCAGAAGAUCCCCCUCCUCCAACACCAGCUCAAUGCCCAGCCCCUUGAGAUGACACGUGUCACCACUGGUUUGCUUAGGCGAAGGAUGCUCUUCUUUUCUUCUUAGAUAAGCCAGCUUAGCUUAUACAUUUAUGAUUUAUUGAUUGGAUACAUGAUGGUGGAUAGAUAUGCUCUCUUCAGUGGGAUUGUCUCUCAUGGGAAUGUAAAUAACUAGAAAUAGAUGGUUAAUUGCAUAUAUUAGGCAAAAGCAAACUAUACAUACACUGUAUAGUUUUUUUCCCUCAUUUUGGUGAUUUGCGAAUCUGCUCUUAUUUAUAGUUGAAAUGUUUUCUUUCUUUGCGUUA